AUGCGAAGCAUGAACAGGAACAGAUACCACCUCACACAGCUGUCGUACAGCGGAGACAGCACGCCGCGUCUGAACGGCGGUGUCUUCUCCCAGCGCAAGGGCGUGCGCUACCAUCGCGACGGGCAAGUGCACAGCUGCCGUUUCUGCGAAAUCCUGCGCACGACGGCCGAGCCGUUACUAUACCAGGAUGAGCACGUGGUUGUCUUUCGUCCGCUGCGUCCGAUCGUCCCCAGCCACGUCCUUAUCGUGCCGCGUACGCACAUCCGGAACGUGAAUCGGCUUGCUGCAACACAUCGUGGACUGCUUGCGCGGAUGCAUCAUGUAGCCAAGAUGGUCCUGACCCGAGAGUUCGAGGCUAAAACGGAGCCAGAAUGCGUCGGGCUGCAGCUAGGGGAGCUCAAGGACAUCCACGGACCCACGCACCGCAUCCACUACACGUUCCACGUGCCGCCAUUCAAUAGCAUCGACCACGUACACAUGCAUGCGUUCCUCGACGACCCAAGCAGCUUAGGUUGCUACGGACGACUGAAGUACCGCACCACGUCAUGGUGGUGCCGCUCGUACGAUCAAGUCAUGACGAGGCUGGAGAAACUGGCCGUUGACGUGCAAAACGAGUGUGUCCAUGUCGAAGAAUCGUUGUUUGUCGAUAGCCCAACGUCUUCCUCGGAGCAAGCUUGA
Molecule: messenger RNA, 678 nt
Organism: Hyaloperonospora brassicae
Lineage: Eukaryota; Oomycota; Peronosporomycetes; Peronosporales; Peronosporaceae
Source: the annotation of a GenBank genome assembly